AUGCUUAGAUCUGUGAUCAACAAGAAGGCUAGCACUAAGCUUGGGAGUAGACUCUUUUCCAGAGAUGCUACCCCUUACGACCAAACCAUCAACAACCUACGUCUGACAAAGGAUACCAAGGUCAUCAUUCAGGGUUUCACAGGAAGACAAGCUUCUUUCCAUGCCAAACUCUCGCAAGAAUACGGCACCAACAUUGUCGGUGGAACGAAUCCUAAAAAGGCCGGUCAGACACAUUUGGGCCAACCAGUCUUUGCUUCUGUCGCAGAAGCCAUCAAGGAAACCGGCGCCACUGCUUCCGGGAUCUUUGUGCCUCCUCCAAUUGCCGCACAGGCCAUCAAGGAAGCCGUUGAGGCUGAAAUUCCCUUGGCGGUUUGCAUCACUGAAGGUAUUCCUCAGCACGACAUGUUGUACGUUGCAGAAAUGCUAAAAUCUCAAUCCAAGACUCGUCUUGUGGGACCCAACUGUCCUGGUAUCAUGUCUCCAGAAGGCCGUGUCCGUAUUGGUAUUCAGCCAUCGAAGAUCUUCAAGCCAGGUAAAAUCGGUAUUGUUUCCAAAUCCGGUACUUUGACUUACGAAGCCGUACAGCAGACCACUAUCACAGGCCUAGGUCAAUCUCUUGUCAUCGGUAUUGGUGGUGAUGCUUUCCCAGGUACUGACUUCAUUGACGCUCUAAAGUACUUUAUGAACGAUCCUACCACCGAAGGUAUCGUCAUGUUGGGUGAGAUUGGUGGUAAGGCUGAAAUCGAAGCUGCGGAAUUCUUGAAAGAAUACAACUUGAAGCGCUCCACUCCAAUGCCAGUGGCUUCCUUCAUUGCCGGUACUGUCGCAGGUCAAAUGAAGGGUGUCAGAAUGGGACACUCUGGUGCUAUCGUUGAAGGUUCUGGCACAGAUGCUGAAUCCAAGAAGGCUGCCUUGAGAGAGGCCGGCGUUGCUGUUGUCGAGUCUCCAGGUCGCUUGGGUGAUGCUCUAGUGAAAGAGUUUGCUAAGUUGUAA
Messenger RNA from Lachancea lanzarotensis, 993 nucleotides. RefSeq names its product LALA0S06e06546g1_1 (gene LSC1). The transcript has a single exon. The record is from RefSeq and is a predicted model, not a curated record. Gene Ontology annotation, molecular function: succinate-CoA ligase (ADP-forming) activity; succinate-CoA ligase (GDP-forming) activity. Lineage: Eukaryota; Fungi; Ascomycota; Saccharomycetes; Saccharomycetales; Saccharomycetaceae. Gene Ontology annotation, biological process: tricarboxylic acid cycle. The coding region runs from base 1 to 993 and encodes 330 amino acids. Gene Ontology annotation, cellular component: mitochondrion; succinate-CoA ligase complex (ADP-forming).